Messenger RNA from Ooceraea biroi (clonal raider ant), 558 nucleotides. RefSeq lists its product as uncharacterized. Lineage: Eukaryota; Metazoa; Arthropoda; Insecta; Hymenoptera; Formicidae. The record is from RefSeq and is a predicted model, not a curated record.
AUGCUGAUCAAUCGUUUCCGCCGUUUCGUCCUGUUCGUCGUUUUCGUGACUCGCCUCGGUGGAUCGACGAGGUUCCCGAACGACUCGCUCGCGAGGUCCGAGAGAGAAGUCAAGUAUCUGAUAUUUCCGCAAGGCAGCAACGUGCAACUCGUCUACUGUCUAACCAUGAGCACGUACACGAAGCCCCAAGGAAUGUUCACCAUCGGCGUUACGGCCGGGCUGGCAUGGGAACUACCCCAUAGAAAUACCGUGCCAUACAGGAAGCCAGCCGAGGUUUAUCAUCGUCGGAGCAGAAGAGAGCUGUACCGUAAAGUGGAGCUAAUGCUAAAAACCCAGGCGAGGGAUGGCAGGGCCUGCAUCCUCAAGGCGAUCUGCAAGGCUGCCAAACGUAGGCGCGAGGACGUCGGCAAGGGGAGCUUCGUCGAGGAGAUCUUGCACGCAAUAUUCACUCUGCCUGGGGGAUGGUACGACAUCGAUCCGAUGACCGAAUACGAGCGAACUUACCACUUGGGUGAGAAUUGCGAUGAGGCGUACGCCAAGUGUCCAGAUCUCUUCUGA